AAAGUUGCCUCGAAAAUGUCUUUGGGUAAUGGGGGACUGUACUAAUUACUCGGGGCAAAGGAGGGUGGUGAGGUCCAUGGACAUAGAAUCUAGACUAGCUCCAUUACUUGGCCUAACAGUAGUGGAAGCUGGGCUAACACAGGAGGGUUGUGCCUAAAAGAUGAAAUAGGAAAUUUGGGCUUGAAUUAAUUUGAGAAACGCGAUUGGGCUCUAAGUCCAAAUCUGGAUGAUCUAGAACUAGAUGGUGUAAUUUGGGCACCUCAUUCUAUUCCCAGUUCAAUGUCCAAAAACCCCCAGACGAUGAGAAAAAGGAAAAUUUUGUUGUUAUUAUAUUCUCGUGGCGGAUUCCCCUACCACUAGCUACUCUCUUAUUUUUGGGUUCUUCUCCAACAAUUGCUUUUUUUCCAUUUAUUUUUCUUCUGAAAAUUUUCUCUUCUUCCCAGGGUAAGCUUGGUGACAGUGAGAAAUCAUUCAAUUAUUUUACUGCAAAGUUUGGUUUUUUAAGGGGAGACGUGGUAUUGAAAAGUUGGGGUUUUGGUGAUUGAAGGCGAUUGGGCCACAAUCAAAUCGGUGUCACUGCUCAGUAUGAACAAACAAGGUGGUGAAGAUCAAGAUGAAGCAACUGUCAUGGGGUUUGAAGUGCCAAGAUCACCUGAUUCAAGUUAUAAUAAUGCGUUCCCUGGGAGUGAAGAUGAUGCACGUGACCCACCAGUUGUACCUCCACACCUGCAUCAAACCUUGUUUAGCUACCCUGCAAGCAUGAAUGUUUCUGGGAAUCUUCCUUUGCCAGAAAAUGUGAUUCUAAAUCAUCUUUAUAUUGAAAACCGAGAGGCGCCAAGAUCUGUAGUUGCACUUGGGUUCACUCAGCGCUUCCGUUCGAAGUACGUUACAGUUGUGCUGUACAAACCAGUUCCAAGAAGUGGGAGUACCAGUACUCAACAUAUGAAUAGAGAAUAGAGCUUCACGUUGGGUAGGUUGAUUUGCCCUUGUGACGGAAUUAGUUGCAAUAGACUCAAAUGCAGAAUUAGCAGAAAGAAUAUUUAUUGGUUUCACAGCAGUUAAUGACCUAGGGGUUGUACAUUGAACCCGAAAAUUAACAUUUGACUUAAAAUAUUAGUUAUGUUAUGAGGGUUGUGAGCUUGUUUGGUGCCAAGGUAUGGUUCCAAACUUAAAGCUAUUGUAGUUGUGGGCAUUGAAUUAAUGGAUUGGUUCAUUUUGAUAGGUAUGUCUGCCAUCAGAUAGCUUUGUGAUAUGUUUGAUCAGUACUAUCUAAACUCUGAUUCUUUUUCUUUUAUAUGGCUAUGGUCGAUUGCCUUGGUUAAGGGACGAUAUUCCAGUCAUCCUUAGGAUUGAAUCCAAGCUCGUGGCAGGCCAAACACAAGCUCCUGACUAAAAAAACUCAUCGACCUUUAAAAAGAAUUAGAAAUUGUCUGAAGAAAAUUUUACUUCUUUUAUUAAAAGAUGAUCUAAGGAUCUAUUGUCCUCAAGUGAAGUGACUUAAAUCAACCAUUUUCAUGGUCCAUUUGGUUCUCUUCUUUUUUUUGUCUGUUUACUCUUUUCAACAGCUAGAAAUUUUUUAGGGUCAUAACUUUCGGUUACUUGACUAUUCAUAUGCAUGGGUCGCUUUCAAGCUGAUUGUUACUCAAGUCUGCCAUUUGCAAAUUGAUUUCAAAGUAGACUAUUGAAUAAGAAAUUAAAACCAUUAAUUUUAUUUACCAACCACCAAUUACUUCAAGGUAAAACUUGGAUGAUUGGCCAUAAUGCUCCUCUA
Durio zibethinus is the source of this 1771-nucleotide messenger RNA. Its product is annotated as SNF1-related protein kinase regulatory subunit beta-3-like. NCBI's taxonomy places the organism in Eukaryota, Viridiplantae, Streptophyta, Magnoliopsida, Malvales, Malvaceae. Gene Ontology annotation, molecular function: protein binding. The record is from RefSeq and is a predicted model, not a curated record.